Gossypium arboreum is the source of this 1747-nucleotide messenger RNA. Its product is annotated as glutathione S-transferase U23-like. The coding region runs from base 431 to 1099 and encodes 222 amino acids. NCBI's taxonomy places the organism in Eukaryota, Viridiplantae, Streptophyta, Magnoliopsida, Malvales, Malvaceae. The record is from RefSeq and is a predicted model, not a curated record. Gene Ontology annotation, cellular component: cytoplasm. Gene Ontology annotation, molecular function: glutathione transferase activity; iron ion binding; 2 iron, 2 sulfur cluster binding. Gene Ontology annotation, biological process: glutathione metabolic process. The transcript is spliced from 3 exons.
CUAGUUGAUUUUUAUUUGAAAUUUGAUCGAUCUUAUUUUUCUUUUAUUUGUAAUUGAUGUCGAAGAUGCUUGAUUUGUUUAGGCUUUGUCUCAGUAAAUGCUGAUAUAAAGUAAGAAGAUAGUAAAGAAUGCAAGAUUAACAUUUUUUUUGUUUCUUUUUCUUUUAAUAUAUGUGAGGUUCUGGCAGAUUUAUCAACGGAAAUAAACUUUUAAAAAAAUGAAAAUAUCGGAGGUUUUCGCGAGAGAGAAUUUCUUUUUCUCUUUCUCCAGAUUCAUUUGAUUUAUUUGAUUAUGUCAGGAAAGACGUAGGAGUCUUACCCUUUUUUUGCCUAUAAAUAUACAUACUUAUACCCCUUCAAUUCAGAAUCAGAGAGAGAAAAGAACAAACCCAAGAUUUUAGUUUUAGUUUUUGAAUCUUUAGAUCAAAAGAAUGGCAGAGGAAGUAGUACUGCUGGAUUUCUGGCUAAGUAUGUUUGGGAUGAGAUCCAGGAUUGCUUUGGCUGAGAAAGGGAUAAAGUAUGAAUACGAGGAAGAAGACUUGUGGAACAAGAGUGCUUUACUGUUACAGACGAACCCUGUUCAUAAGAAAAUCCCUGUUCUUAUCCAUAACGGUAAACCUAUUUGUGAGUCGCUCAUUCAGGUUCAGUACAUCGAUGAGGUAUGGCAUGACAAAGCUCCUUUGCUCCCUUCUGACCCUUACCAAAAAGCUACUGCUAGAUUCUGGGCUGAUUAUGUUGACAAGAAGGAUUUUGGACUUGUACCUAUUAAAGUUGCUACUUGGGGACCAUUUGUUCUUCUUAAUAUGGACAAUGAGAUUUUACAAAAGGACAAUAUUGAUACUGGCAACGUUGCAAGUGAAUGGCUUGGUAGCUCCUCUGAAUUAUUUAGCCUUAAUGGAGUUGAUACCACACUAACUUAUGUUUGUCGAUGUGAGUACAUCAUAGAAUGUAACUGGAAGGUAUUCUGCGACAACUACUUGGAUGGUGGUUACCAUGUGCCAUUUGCACACAAAGGCCUUGCAUCUGGUCUUUCACUUGAUUCAUAUACAUGCUUCUAUUUUUACGUAAGUUUUAGAUUAUACAAGGUUAAUGAUAGGUAAUAUUGUUUUAGAGGAGACUUAUGCUUGGCUUCAUAUGCAUUAGCCUCUCAAAUGUUGUGUUUAUGUAUGUUGGGCAGUUCAAAGUGCAUGCUUGUGUGGGAUGCUGACAUUAACCGAGGUUUGAAAGUUCCUCUUACAUAAUAUUGAUGUUUUCUACUUUUUAGCAAUAGUUGCAGUCUGUAGAAUUCAACCAUUUUUCUAUUUUAUUAUAGAGAAGAUUUUCUGUGCGACAUGUAUUAUGUAACUCAUUUCAUUUUUCAUGUAUUGGUAAUAUGGUUCCUAUUUAACCGAGCUCUUGUUUUGGCCUUAGGAUGACAAAGCUUUCAUUGAGAGAAGUCUAGCGGAUAGUGAAAAAGUUCACGUACUAGCAAAUAAUCUCUGGUUUUGUUUGUAUGCUCAAAAUUUACUGUUAAUCUUGCAACCUCCAAAACCUAUUUAAUAACCAAGAAAAAUACGCAGAUGGAAGACAUUAGACUGUGUGAAGGUGUUCAAAAGGUAUUGAAUCACCUGCAUAUAGUACUGGAAGGUAUGCGCCAAAUGUUGAGAAGGCCAUGCAUCAUUUCCAUUGUCUGCUUUAUGAUAAUCUCAUAAACUUCUUCUAUUUGCUUAAUGCAUUUCUAAACUGCUGCUUAGCAUUCAUUGGAACUA